Antrostomus carolinensis (chuck-will's-widow) is the source of this 2215-nucleotide messenger RNA. It is a transcript of the gene EXOC1, whose product is annotated as exocyst complex component 1. Lineage: Eukaryota; Metazoa; Chordata; Aves; Caprimulgiformes; Caprimulgidae. Gene Ontology annotation, biological process: exocytosis; Golgi to plasma membrane transport. The record is from RefSeq and is a predicted model, not a curated record. Gene Ontology annotation, cellular component: exocyst; plasma membrane. Gene Ontology annotation, molecular function: phosphatidylinositol-4,5-bisphosphate binding. The transcript has 17 exons. The annotation marks the transcript as partial.
AUGACUGCAAUCAAGCAUGCUUUACAGAGGGAUAUUUUUACUCCCAAUGAUGAACGCUUGUUGAGCAUUGUGAACGUGUGCAAAGCAGGCAAAAAGAAGAGAAACUGCUUUUUGUGUGCCACAGUGACAACAGAACGACCAGUGCAAGUAAACGUGGUAAAAGUGAAAAAAUCUGACAAGGGAGAUUUCUACAAAAGGCAGACUGCGUGGGCACUUCGAGAUCUUGCUGUUGUUGAUGCCAAAGAUGCCGUUAAAGAGAAUCCUGAAUUUGACUUGCAUUUUGACAAAGUGUACAAAUGGGUUGCAAGCAGCACAGUGGAAAAGAACACCUUCAUUUCAUGUAUCUGGAAACUCAAUCAGAGAUAUCUUAGAAAGAAAAUUGACUUUAUUAAUGUUAGUUCACAGCUUUUGGAAGAACUGCCUAAAGUUACAGAAGAAUCCAUUCCAAGUGGAGAGAAUCAAAGUGUAGCAGGAGGUGAUGAAGAGGCUGUGGAUGAAUACCAGGAGUUAAAUGCAAGAGAGGAACAGGAUAUUGAAAUAAUGAUGGAAGGGUGUGAAUAUGCUAUUUCUAAUGCUGAAGCCUUUGCAGAGAAGUUGUCAAGAGAACUGCAAGUGCUAGAUGGGGCAAAUAUCCAGUCAAUUAUGGCCUCGGAGAAACAGGUGAAUAUCUUGAUGAAGUUGCUGGAUGAAGCUUUAAAGGAAGUUGACCAAAUCGAGCUAAAGCUGAGCAGUUAUGAAGAAAUGCUUCAGAGUGUGAAAGAGCAAAUGGAUCAAAUUUCAGAAAGCAACCACCUAAUUCAUCUCAGCAACACAAAUAAUGUGAAGCUACUGUCAGAGAUAGAAUUCUUAGUGAAUCACAUGGAUUUGGCUAAAGGUCAUAUAAAGGCCCUUCAGGAGGGAGACCUGACAUCUUCUCGAGGCAUUGAGGCCUGCACUAAUGCAGCAGAUGCCCUCCUGCAGUGUAUGAACGUAGCUCUUCGUCCAGGACAUGAUAUGCUUCAUGCAGUGAAACAGCAGCAGCAGCGGUUUAGUGACUUGCGUGAGCAGUUUGCACGGAGGCUUGCCAGUCAUUUGAACAGCGUAUUUGUUCAACAGUUUACUCAGACCCUCCUUCAACUCUAUAACAGGUCCUACUGUCUUUCAGUUCCAGGUCACGAUCAGAGUUCUACUCUUGCCCAGCACUCUGCUGAAUUGACAUUACCCAAUCACCAUCCAUUUCACAGAGAUUUACUUCGAUAUGCUAAACUGAUGGAAUGGCUCAAGAACACAGAUUAUGGAAAAUAUGAAGGGCUAACAAAGAAUUAUAUGGAUUAUUUAUCACGACUGUAUGAAAGGGAAAUAAAAGAUUUCUUUGAAGUUGCCAAGAUCAAGAUGACGGGCACGACCAGAGAAGGAAAAAAGUUUGCUACACUGCCUCGAAAAGAAAGUGCUGUCAAACAGGAAACGGAGAGUCUUCAUGGAAGUUCUGGAAAACUGACUGGAUCUACUUCUAGCCUAAAUAAACUCUCUGUUCAGAGUUCGGGAAACCGUAGGUCUCAGUCAUCCUCACUGUUGGAUAUGGGAAACAUGUCUGCCUCUGACCUUGAUGUGGCUGAUAGAACAAAAUUUGAUAAGAUUUUUGAGCAAGUAUUAAGUGAGCUGGAGCCUCUGUGUCUUGCAGAACAGGACUUCAUUAGUAAAUUUUUCAAACUCCAGCAACAUCAGAGCAUCUCGGGAACAACAACGAAUGAAGCAGAGGAAAUGGAUGGAGGAACUCUGUCUCGUUCAUACACUUCUGGUGUUCCACAAACAGUAUCAUCUGAGAAGGACAUGAUCCGACAAAUGAUGACAAAAAUAUUUCGUUGUAUUGAACCUGAGCUGAAUAACCUUAUAGCGCUGGGGGACAAGAUUGAUAGUUUUAAUUCCCUUUAUAUGUUAGUUAAGAUGAGUCAUCAUGUAUGGACAGCACAAAACGUGGACCCGGCUUCCUUUCUCAGCACAACACUUGGAAAUGUUUUGGUGACUGUCAAAAGGAACUUUGAUAAAUGCAUUAGUAAUCAAAUGAAGCAGAUGGAUGAAGUAAAAAUCUCAAAGAAGAGUAAAGUUGGGAUCCUUCCAUUUGUUGCUGAAUUUGAGGAGUUUGCAGCCCUCGCUGAAUCAAUUUUCAAAAAUGCAGAACGACGAGGAGACCUAGAUAAAGCCUACAUAAAACUUAUUAGAGCUGUUUUUAUCAGUG